GUGAUCAAGCUAGCAGCUGCACGGGAACGAGUCUCAGUUCAAAGCUAUUUUUGCCUCCACAUUGCAACUGGUUUGAAACAACAACAAAAAUGAAGUUUCUGAAACUCUUUGGACGUGCUAAAUCUGUGGUUAUUGGAAUGAUUCAUGUUCAAGCCUUGCCAGGCACCCCUUUAGGAAACAUGGCCAUUCCUCAAAUUAUUGAGGAGGCAUGCCAUGAGGCAGAAAUCUAUCACAAUGCGGGAAUUGAUGGGCUGAUCAUUGAGAACAUGCAUGACAUUCCAUACACAUUCUCAAUUGGACCAGAGGUGUGUGCCUCUAUGACAGCGGUGUGUGCAGCGGUGAGGGGGAUCUGUCCGUCUCUGCCUCUUGGAGUUCAGAUCCUGUCUGCAGCAAACAGCUCAGCUCUUGCUGUUGCACUGGCUUCAGGUAUGGAUUUUAUCAGGGCAGAGGGAUACGUCUUCUCACAUGUUGCUGAUGAAGGCCUUUUGAAUGCCUGUGCCGGAGACCUUUUGCGAUACCGCAAGCAAAUUAAGGCUGAACAUGUGCAGGUCUUCACUGAUAUAAAAAAGAAGCACAGCUCCCAUGCCCUGACUUCAGAUGUGAGCAUAGUGGAGACGGCCAGAGCAGCUGAGUUUUUCCUCUCUGACGGGCUCAUCAUCACUGGAACAGCCACAGGGGUUCAGGCAGAUCCAAUGGAGCUCAGAGAUGUUGCAGGGUCUGUAAGACUCCCAGUUCUUAUUGGCUCAGGAGUGACCUAUGACAACGUGGAACACUACCUUGAUGCUAGUGCAAUGAUAAUUGGCUCUCAUUUCAAGAGGGGAGGAGUUUGGGCAAAUGCUGUUUAUCCAGAAAGCGUUAAGAAGUUCAUGGGGAAGGUGCAUUUGCUUCGAAAAUGAAAUCCACCAAUUUGCUGCUAAAAUAAUUUAAUGCAGAACAAUGACAUUUGGUGGUAAUAAUACAUGUAAUUACUGAAGUUAUGUCUCAUGCUAUUUAAUAAAACAAAUAAUACCUA
Messenger RNA from Salvelinus namaycush (lake trout), 1012 nucleotides. RefSeq lists its product as uncharacterized. The coding region runs from base 90 to 896 and encodes 268 amino acids. The transcript is spliced from 6 exons. The record is from RefSeq and is a predicted model, not a curated record. Lineage: Eukaryota; Metazoa; Chordata; Actinopteri; Salmoniformes; Salmonidae.